AAAAGAGGGAGAAAGCAGUGCAGCCAAAUUCAGAACUAAAGAGAAGAGAAUAAAGACUCGUAACUUUCUCAUUGAAGCUGCCUUCUUACCAACUCCAGAGGAUCUCUACUCUGGACAAAGGAACGGUCCGAACAUGGCAUCAGAGAUCCACAUGCCAGGCCCAGUAUGCCUCAUUGAAAACACUAAAGGGCAUCUGGUGGUGAAUCCAGAAGCUCUGGAGAUUCUGUCUGCCAUUACACAGCCUGUAGCAGUGGUGGCAAUUGUGGGCCUCUACCGCACAGGCAAAUCCUACCUGAUGAACAAGCUGGCUGGGAAGAACAAAGGCUUCCCUCUGGGCUGCACAGUGAAGUCUGAAACCAAAGGCAUCUGGAUGUGGUGUGUGCCCCACCCCUCUAAGUCAAACCACACCCUGGUCCUUCUGGACACGGAGGGCCUGGGUGAUAUGGAAAAGAGUGACCCUAAGAAUGACUCUUGGAUCUUUGCCCUGGCUGUGCUUCUAAGCAGCAGCUUUGUCUACAACAGCAUGAACACCAUCAACCACCAGGCCCUGGAGCAGCUGCACUAUGUGACUGAACUAACAGAGCUAAUCAGGGCAAAAUCCUGCCCCAAACCUGAUGACUCCAGCGAGUUUGUGAGUUUCUUUCCAGACUUUAUUUGGACUGUUCGGGAUUUUACCCUGGAGCUGAAGUUAGAUGGACACCCCAUCACAGAAGAUGAAUACCUGGAGAAUGCCUUGAAGCUGAUUCCAGGCAAGAAUCCCCAAAUCCAAAAUUCUAACAAGCCCAGGGAGUGGAUCAGGCAUUUCUUUCCAAAACGGAAGUGCUUUGUCUUUGACCGGCCAACAAAUGACAAAAAACUCUUACUCCAUGUUGAAGAAGUACCAGAAGACCAACUGGAUAGUAAUUUUCAGGUGCAAUCAGAAAACUUCUGUUCUUAUAUCCUCACCCAUGCAAAGACCAAGACCCUGAGGGAGGGAAUCCUUGUCACUGGAAACCGGCUGGGGAUGCUGGUGGAGACCUACCUGGAUGCCAUCAACAGUGGAGCGGUUCCUUGUCUGGAGAAUGCAAUGGCAGCUCUGGCCCAGCGUGAGAACUCAGCGGCCGUGCAGAGGGCAGCUGACCACUACAGCCAGCGGAUGGCCCAGCAAGUGAAAUUCCCCACAGACACGCUCCAGGAGCUGCUGGACGUGCACACGGCCUGUGAGAGGGAAGCCAUUGCAGUCUUCAUGGAGCACUCCUUCAAGGAUAAAAACCAGGAAUUUCAGAAGAAGCUUGUGGACACCAUGGAGAAAAAGAAGGAAGACUUUGUGCUGCAGAAUGAAGAGGCAUCUGCCAAAUAUUGCCAGGCUGAGCUUAAGCGGCUUUCAGAGCUCUUGAUGGAAAGUAUUUCAAGAGGAACUUUCUUUGUUCCUGGAGGGCACAAUAUCUACUUAGAAGCAAAAAAGAAGAUUGAACAGGACUAUACACUACUGCCCAGAAAAGGAAUUAAGGCAAACGAGGUCCUCCAGAGCUUCCUGCAGUCACAGGUGGUUAUAGAGGAAUCCAUCCUGCAGUCAGACAAAGCCCUCACUGCUGGAGAGAAGGCCAUAGCAGCUAAGCAGGCUAAGAAGGAGGCAGCUGAGAAGGAACAGGAGCUGCUAAGACAAAAACAGAAGGAACAGCAGCAAAUGAUGGAGGCUCAAGAGAGAAGCUUCCAGGAAAACAUAGCCCAACUUAAGAAGAAGAUGGAGAGGGAAAGGGAAAACUAUAUGAGAGAGCUGAGAAAGAUGCUGAGUCAUAAGCUGAAGGUCCUAGAAGAACCACUUACUGAAGGAUUCAAAGAGAUAUUUGAGUCGUUAAAUGAAGAGAUUAAUCGACUGAAAGAAGAGAUUGAAGCAGCUGAAAAUGAAGAGCCCUCAGUGUUUUCACAGAUUCUUGAUGUGGCUGGCAAUAUGUUUAUUGCAGUGCUACCUGGGGCUGCUAAGUUAGUUGAUUUAGGGAUGAAAAUUCUUAGCUCUUUUAUGUAAUAGGCUGAGAAAUCCUGGUAAGAAAAUUAUGAAAUGAGGUUUCUUUUGUUAAAAUGGUGUAACACUGUUGCUCAUUUUAAAAGUAUAUGUGUUAUUGCAGUUUCAUUUAAGAAAAGUUUAAAAUUAAAAAGCAAAUUUCAAAGAAUAUUAUGGCCUGAAGUUCAUAAAAACAAACUUAAUUUUGACUGAAGUAAUAAUUAAUAGAAAUGGUGAACAAGUUAGAAGAUAAAAUUAUCCUAGAAAAGAUUUAAAUAAAGCAAAAAGACAAAUGGUAAGAUGAAGAAAUUAUUUUCAAUUAAUGUUAUAGUCACAGAGAUAAUUUAAGUUAUAAUUAGCUCUUGUAAAUCAGUGAGAAGAGAGUAACACCACAUAUUUUAAACAGGCAAAAAUAUGAUAAAAAUGUUUAAUUUUACUGACAAUAAAAG
Molecule: messenger RNA, 2430 nt
Organism: Mandrillus leucophaeus (drill)
Lineage: Eukaryota; Metazoa; Chordata; Mammalia; Primates; Cercopithecidae
Gene: GBP7
Product: guanylate binding protein 7
Exons: 11
Coding region: 134-2005 (623 amino acids)
Biological process (GO): defense response to protozoan; defense response to Gram-positive bacterium
Molecular function (GO): GTPase activity; GTP binding
Source: RefSeq, a predicted model, not a curated record